Molecule: messenger RNA, 5058 nt
Organism: Sporisorium graminicola
Lineage: Eukaryota; Fungi; Basidiomycota; Ustilaginomycetes; Ustilaginales; Ustilaginaceae
Exons: 1
Coding region: 1-5058 (1685 amino acids)
Biological process (GO): exocytosis; Golgi to plasma membrane transport
Cellular component (GO): exocyst
Source: RefSeq, a predicted model, not a curated record
AUGUCGAAUCGCUCAAAAUCCAUCAAGGAUCUUCGCUCCAAGAUCAAACACGAAAACUCCAGUCUUGGAUCCGGAACGGCAGCUUCCAGCUUCACUUCGGCGCGACACCAGGUACCGAACGUCGGAGAAGCAUUUGGUCAUCAUCCAGGCUCGGCCUCUAUAGGCGGUGGUGCUGGUGCUACCGCUGGUUAUGGCACAGCCUACGAUGCGGCCGCUCCAAAUGCAGCCAGUCUAGGGACCGGACCCUCCUACGUCACUCUUGCACCGUCCGACUCCAUCUCGAACUACGAAGGCAGACAGAACCACGGCUACCCCUCCUCAUCCUCGUCUCACGCCUUCGGAAACUACAGCAGCAGCAACAACACCAUCGGCGCUACCUCACAUGAAUAUCCACACCAAUACAAUCAUCAUGGCCGCCCUCCUAGUCCUACCAAUCAGAGCACCGCUAGCUUUGCUCUCGACCCCGCCUUCUCCAUGACUGGCAGCAAUGCACCCACGAUCUCCUCCAGUCGCAUGCCGUCCCGACCGGAGGCUUCCGAUCCAGCGCCCAAUUCGCCGCUCCGUCCUGCUCGCUCCAUGCGUAGACCCACGCAGGCACCCGAAGUACAGAGGAGCCUUGCAUCCAUCACCAGCUCCAGCACCGCUCAAGGCCGCACACGAGUCCCUCCGCAGAGACCGCAGCUUCAGAUUCCACCCGUUGGUUCCGCCUCUGCCUCCCGUGCUGCUGCCAGCCCAUCUUCGCCCGCUCGGAACGUGCCAGGCAGAGACCUGCUCGCUGCUCCUCGAUCACAAGGCGGAAAUCACUCGCGCAACCUGUCGGCACAGACCAUGGGCGGUGCUACUCUGAGCCCACACGCCACUUCGCCCUCUGCCGACCGCCAUACGCGCACAGCUCAGCUCAUGGCGCAAGUCGCCCGUGCCGACACACCUUCCAGCCAACCUGAUUCUGAAGAUCACGACGAUCUCUACGGCGGUCUCUCGCCCAUUGACGCUCCCUCUGAAGGCCACGACGCCGCCUUGUACAGCAACCAUCCCAGCUCACAUCGCCUCUCUGUGCCUGGUCAGCGUCCGCAACGCGAUCCGCGCCGAAAGUCAGGCGCACCCUUGGGCUCACUCACAGAGAGCAACCAGCCCGCAGCGCUCGACUCGGUCCUCUCCGCCCUCACCUCGGCAGGCCGAAAGCGCCAAGCUGCCCGUAUUAUGCGUGGCACGUCUGCAGAAGAAGAGUCGCGCCGGCGUCGCAACGAGAAGAAGAUCUCCGAGACCUCACAACAGCUGCGCAAGCCUCUCAGCAGCUACGUUGACCGAUCCGAUCCUCGCUCUUUUCAGUCGAUCAAUGCUGUACUACGCAAGGCCGAAGCCGAGUGGCCAUUCGUUGCCAACGACCAUUUCAACUCGGUCGCGUUGGCCCUGUCCAUGCUUGACGAGAGCAGCUUGGGUGCCAGCCGUUUUGAAUUCGACCAGGUCAAGCAGCUCAUCGAGACGGCCCUGCAGGGUACCGUGGACGAUCACUACGAGUCAUUUGCCACCGCCAUCACGACGCACAACAGCGUCCUCCAGUCGCUCACCACAGCUCAAACCAGUGUCAGCGGCGCAAGGCGGCGUCUCCGAGACUCGAGGGAGGCGCUCGGUGCUAAACGCGCCGACUUGGUUCAAAUGUGGCAGCGCAGCCAGGCCGUCAAGGAGGCUCUCAGGCUGCUUGAUCUUGUCGAGCAUCUCAAGUCUGUUCCUGAUCGGCUUGAGAGUCUCAUGGCCGAGAAGCGCUUCCUCGAAUCGGUCAAUCUGCUCGUCCGAUCGCUCAAGACCAUCGACAAGCCCGAAGUCGCUGAAGUCGGCGCCACCAACGACCUUCGGGCGUACCUCAAAGGCCAGGAGCAGGCCAUGCUCGAAAUACUCAUCGAAGAGCUACACAACCAUCUGUACCUCAAGAGCUACUUUUGCGAUGAUCGGUGGAAGGCCUACCACGCAGGCCAAGACGAGUUGCCCAUCGUCAAGUUUGGCUCUGACUAUGCAGCCAUCUCAAGCGCUGCCGACGCUGCAGCACAGCAGCUGUCUGACAGUGCGCAAACUCCAUCCGCCUCCAACGAGCCUCUCCAGCUUACUCGCUUCCUGCAAAGUCUUCGAUCGCGACCGUCCUUUGAUCCUAAUCUCGCCUCCGAUAUCCCCGAUUCUGCCCUCAUGACCUCGACCAAGAGUUUUUCAGCGUUGACGGGCGAGCUCAACUCUUCUGCUGCUGCGAAACUCGACGGUGGCCCGAGUUCAGAUCUCCGCGGUCGUCCCGGCGGAAGGUACGGCGCGGAAUUCGAGCAGAACCCGGAAGCCGAUUCGUUCCUCUACAUCGAGAUGCUGCUCGAAUCUCUAUCUCGCCUCGGCAAGCUGGGUACGGCCCUCGACAUUGUCUCCCAGCGUCUCGCCAUGGAGAUCCACCAGCUCGUCGACGCGACCAUCGACGAGGUCGACGCACGCAACGAACCACUGCGACGCUUUUCUGUGGCCCUUCGCCCCGAAUCUGUGCUGCUCGCAUCGUCGUCUGCCCUUGCACGAUCCUUUAACGAAUCGUUGCGCACCUCGCGUUCCUCGUUCAACGUUUCGACACGUCCCGCUUCGACGAUGCUGCGCAUCUCUGCGGGCGAGACGUCGGCGCUGCAACGCGACGGUGAAACGAUGCGCGAUUUGUUCUGGACUCUGUUUUCGAAGCUCGAUGCUGUGCUGCAGGGCCAUAGAGUGGUGUACGAGGUCGCGGGCAUGAUUGCGAGUCGUGCAGGCUUCAAAGACGAGACGGCAUCCAAGAAGCUUUCCGGUGUCGCCGCGCUGUUGCAAGUAUGGAAGCCCAUCCAGCAGGAAGUCCGGACACUGCUGCACGACUAUCUCAUGGACGACGAGGGCGCCAACUCAGCACGCAACGCCGUCAUCUCGGUCAAUGAUGUCCUCAGAGACCACCGAUUUGGUCGGGACCGAAGCAAGCAGCUGUUCAAGCUUCCUGAUGCCGGCGUCAAGCGAGGUGUGGGCAAGCGAGAAGUGGGUCCUUUGCAAAGACACCAGGCCGCCGUGACGCAGGCCCUCAAGGCGUCCGUGCCAGGUCUGGUGAGCUCGAUCGACAGCGCAGGUAGCUUGAGCGGUGCUCGGCCCGGCAACCAAAUCAUUGUCGCUUCCUCGGCUGCUGCUGCAUCGAACACAACGUCCUACUCGGCCACCUCGACGACGGUUGGAAGCGGCAGCGCAGGGCGCAGCGGCCGUGGCGUGGAAUCCUUCUCAGGCGCGGGACAUCGCCUUCUGGUCAAGCCAGACGCGUUCAACGUUUCGGUGCUCUUCCAACCGGCGCUUGCCUUUGUCGAGCGUGUCGCUGCUGUAAUGCCCUCAGAAGCGGCUGGAGAAACCUCGCGCGGCUUUUCGGCGUUCCUGGAAGAGUUUGUCCAAGACGUGUUCUUGCCGCAGCUCGAAGACAAGGUGCAGACGCUGUUUACCGGCGCCACCUCGCACUCGGAUAGUUUCGCCGAGGAUCCGGCGUCCCGUCAUCUCGGCAGGACAGCUGCCUCGCGACCUGUAGUCAAGUCGGCUUCCAACGUAAUUGUGCUCAUCGACAGCUUAUAUUCGAUGAUGCGGACGACGCCGUUCCACAGGGAGUCGUACUCGAGGCUGAUCGUGACGACCAUCAUACAGUACUAUCAGAAGUGCGGCGAGCGCUUCCGGGAUCUUGUGGCAAUUCAAGCUACCGAGGAGGGCGAGGAUCACGGAAUGGGUGGUGGAGGUGGUGGGGCGCAAGUGGGCGGCGCUGCUGGAAAUGAAGCAACAAAGUACGCGCUAUCCUCCAACUGGGCGCAGAGGCCCGAGAUGGUGGCCUGCCUCGCCGAAAUGCGCGAUCCCGCUACGAGCACACAGAGGAGGCUGGAGCUGAUGGCGCAGGAAGCGAGGUUUGAGCUGGCAUACGCCAAAGCACGAGCUGCGCAGCCGAUUGCGAUCCACGAGCUGACGACUUCGCGCAAGAAGCUCGUGGCGCUCGGAUGUCUGCAGCACAGCGUCGAGUGGUUUGCUGCCAACAUGGGGCGCUUGAAGCCGGUGGUAGAGCAAGCGUCCAAGGGUGUUGGCGGAGUCGAGGAUGUGUUGCGGGCUAAGAGGCCGAAAGCGAGGCUGAGCGUGAUAGAUGCGCUGGCGUUGAACGAUGGACGUGCGCUUGACGAUGGUGAUGCCGCGACAAGUGGAUCUGCAGCGGCUGGUAGGAUUGGCUCGAACCAAGUAGACAGCGGCGGAGAAGUGGGCGAAGAAGAGUUGCCUCUUCCGCUUACGGCAGAUCUAGUAUCCCGCUACUCGUCGCUGUCUGCCGUCUACCACGCGUUGGCCUCCUCGCUCCUCUUCACUCUGCGCCUCGAAGUGCGUCUGCGCAUUGUCUCGUACCUCAACACGGCGAUCAGCGAAUCCACGUACGUGGUCAACUCGACCGCCAUCGAACCUGCGCCGCACAUCGUCGAUCUGAACGCCGAACUGGCCAACCUGGACGACAUCCUCUCCGAAACCCUCCCGACGCACUCUCGCGCCUUUGCGCUCUCGGGCAUCUCGGUGCUAAUCGACGCGUGCUUGAUCGGCCUAGUCCACAAGAUCAAAGCCGUAAACCGUGAAGGAGUGACCAAGAUGCUACGCAACAUCUUGGCGCUGCAGCAGAACCUGAAGAACAUUUUGCCACCAAAAGGUGGCGACCGCCUGAUGGAAAUUUCGUUCGACCGAUGCCGCAAGUUCUACGAGCUGCUCUACGCCAAGACUCCCGCGGAGCUCUUCUCCGCAAUGAAACGCUUCCAGCUCGCCUUCCGACACUCCAAGGGCUCGGCACAAGUGAGAGCAGUGGGCUUCGCCGAACUCCAAGCCAUACUUCAGCUCGCAUUGGGCAUCGAGAACACCUCGGCUUCCCAACCAGCCAGUGCCACGACGGGCGACAAGCUCGGCCUGGCCCAACCCAACGCCGGUACCCUCGGCCUGACGGACGUGUCGCGCCAGAAGCUCAACGAGUACCUGAUCGAGCUUCACGAGAUUGCGGGCGAACACGACUCGUCCGACGACGACACGUGA